UGUCAGAUGAGAGCAAAAGAUCUUGCUGGCACGACCCAAUUCCUGACCAGGCGCUGUUACAAGUAGAUUUACAAGAGGAGGGAAUUGAUUACGAACAGUGUAAGCGGCGAUGUGAGACGGAGCAGUAUUUCAACUGCCUCGGGUUCACUCAUCAUUGUCCGUUGGAAAAGAACGAUGGAAAGACCUUAUGUCAGUUGCACAGUGACGACAGAAUCAGUGCCGGCCCGCUUGCUCUCCGCUACUCACAGUGUGCAUCCUAUACCGAACGCCUUCCAUGCAUUGACUUAACUGUUUCUUGCUCCCAGAGACUCAUGUCUAUUACUUUACAUUCGAAAGGAUUUAACGGUCGACUUUUCGCCUUGGGUCACUCUGAUUCGUGUGGUGUUUCUGGCCGAAAUCAGAUUAAGACAAUUUUGCCAAUCCCAUUGACGCAAUCGACCAACAUGUGCGGGGUUAUCAUCGCGUACUCUUCCGGGGAGUACAAUCGGACCGUCGCUAGUGCCAUAGUAGUUGUCCAAAGACAUCCAAUCAUUCAAACUGCAGGUGACAGGGUCGUUAAGGUGUCUUGUGCCAUUCCCGAUGAUACUACACCGUACAACUAUCCGAGGCCCUCCUUCAACAACAUCACGCUGGACACUAGUUUUGGAGUUUCCGAUCCAGGGGGCACUAACGGGCUGUACAGCGAGACAAUCAGCAACAUUAGCAGCACUCCACCAACUUAUCAGUCUCCACCGAUCGCGAGACUCAGAGUUCGAGAUUUAUCUCAAGGAGGCGAAGAUGCGACUGAAACCAUGCUAGGAGAUGAUCUGGAGUUCAGGGUUGAUAUUGAUCCUCCUUACAAUGUAUCAGUGCUGAAAGCCGGUCAUCUGGUGGCGAGCUCUGGGGACGCCCGUGACUCUCUUCUACUCCUCGAUUGGCGGGGGUGCCCCCCCGAACCCCAAACGUUCCCGGCGCUCACCCCUGAAGGACCUAACUCCUUGGUCGCCGUAUUCAAGGCCUUCAGGUUUCCAUCGUCGCCGAUCUUGAGGUUCAGCCUUGUUCUCACACCGUGCGAGAAGAACUGCCAGCCUGUUUACUGCGGUAAUGGUGUAUCCUCUUUGGGUCGGACGAAGCGUGCAACCCUUCAGAUGCAAGAAAUCCCUCUACAGCUCUCGAUCAUUGUUAGACCUCUUGAUAUCAACGAAACAGCGAACACGACGGACACGUCCCGACAGCUUCACUCAGGUACAAAAAGUGGAUUCGGCCUUUUUAAACCUUAUUAUAACCAUUAAUGGUGAGACAACAUUGUAAAACUGAGACAAAAAUCAAAUUUUCAAAGACUGCAAAAUUCAGACGACCAUUUUGUUGUUGGUAAUUGCCAUAUUUCUACCGGGAAGACUGAUUUUUUUUUUUUUACCUUUUGGUUGGGUGCCUGAGAUUCAUGAAAAAUAGAAAAGUGGAUCGAAGAACAGAAAUUAAUAAAAUCGUUGGUGUGACGAGACGAUAAUAAUAUUGAAGCUUAGAAUAUGACUGACAGGAAAUGGAUCGGAUUCAAAUUCAUAUAAUUUUAUAUAAAAUCCAAUAGGAAUUUUUCAUUACCAUUUACUCAAAAACAAAAAAUUGGAAAUGUAGAACCAACGUGCGUUAUUAU
This is a messenger RNA of Bemisia tabaci, 1630 nucleotides long. The record is from RefSeq and is a predicted model, not a curated record. Lineage: Eukaryota; Metazoa; Arthropoda; Insecta; Hemiptera; Aleyrodidae.